Messenger RNA from Striga asiatica, 1645 nucleotides. Lineage: Eukaryota; Viridiplantae; Streptophyta; Magnoliopsida; Lamiales; Orobanchaceae. The record is from the annotation of a GenBank genome assembly.
GUCAAAUGUCAAUUAUCAAAAAUCAAUUGAUUACAAUAAGAAAAAUUGAAGAGAUGAUGAUUAUUUCUCUCAUUAAUAUACCCCAUUAUUUUUUGUUCUUUUUCAUCCCCAAUCACUUGUGCUUUAAAAUCAGUUGAUAAGUUGAAUGUAACAUGCACGUCCAUGCAUGAUUUAGGUUACCAAAUGCCACUAGGUUACAAAAAUUAAUUUUACGCACAACACAAACACACACACACCCACUAUCAAACCCAGAUUCCUGCCAUAAAAAUCCAUAUCCAAUAACAUACAAGCAUACAAAUUAGUACUUUUACUCUCUAGUUUUCAUACAAUAAAGCCAAUGUUGAGUUUUUGGGGUUUGUUCAUUUUUGUUAUUCUUUUAAUUGAUUCCGUCGAAAAUCAAUCUAGUACUGCGAAAUCCGAUAGCGGUGAUAAUUAUUACAUAACAUGGGACGAUGUGACUCUGAGUAGCAACGAAUCUUGGUUGAGUGCCGAUUAUGGAGAUCAGAACCAGACAAGGAUAAUCGUGGUCAACAAUAAAGGCGGAGGAGAUUCUUUGACCGUACAAGGCGCCGUGGACAUGGUGCCGGAGAAUAAUUCCCAGAGAGUAAAAAUCCAUAUUCUUCCCGGAAUUUACAGGGAAAAAGUCCAUAUCCCUUUAUCGAAACCGUAUAUUUCAUUUAUUGGGGACCAAAACAAGAGCGACCAAACAGUUAUAACUUGGCACAGCAAAGCCUCAGACAGAGACAAAAAUGGAAGUGUUGUGGGAACUUGGAAUUCGGCUACUGUCACUGUCGAAUCAAAUUACUUUUGCGCAUCUCGUGUCACUAUUGAGAAUUCAAUACAAUGUAAUGGGACAGCUAGUGAAGGAUAUCAAGCGGUAGCUCUAAGACUAUCGAGCAAUAGAAGUAUGUUUUACAAAGUCCGGUUCUUAGGCUCACAGGACACGCUUCUCGACGAAUAUGGGACACACUAUUUUCUCGAGUGUUUUAUCCAUGGCUCGGUGGAUUUCAUAUUUGGAUAUGCAACAUCACUCUACCAGGGAUGUAACAUCUCUGUGGGGGAGAAUCCAUAUGCUAUAGUAGCCCAGAGUCGAGACUCGGCAAAUGAAGACACGGGCUACUCGUUUGUGAACUGCACGGUGACUGGGGAUGGGCCCGUUUACCUGGCCCGGGCUUGGGGAAACUAUUCGCGUAUCAUAUUUGCGUAUAGCGAGUUUGAUAUCGAUGUAAUUCCUGAUGGUUGGAGUGAUUGGGGAGACCGAUAUAGGGACAGAAUGGUGGUAUUUGGAGAAUACGAGUGCAGUGGCAGGGGAGCAAACAGAACAGGGAGAGUACCUUAUUCUAAAGAGCUGAGUUUUGAGGAGGCAGUGCCAUAUCUUAAUACAUCAUUCAUAAGUGGGGAUCUUUGGCUAAGGCUUUAAUUGUAACAAUUUGUUAUGUUUCAAUCAUUCCUUCUCAUGUACAUUCAAAUGCACAAGAAAAUAAAUGGCUCCCCAGGUUCUGUAGUUGGAGAGUUGACUAGAAAAAUAUUCAUGUAAUAUUUAGUUUUUUCAAUUUCUCAAGUGUAAGUGUAAGGCUAUGUUUGUUUAUAAAUAAACUCAAUUUAUACUGGUACUUAAAAUCUAACUUAUUUUUAAUUCAAUUCA